CAGAUGUGGCCAUGGUCGCUUAGGAACAGGCAGUGGAUGCAAAGGUCCUGGGGGAUGACGCCUGUUAGAGGUUGACUGUGAACACUCCUGACAAGCAGAGACAUUUAGUCACAUCAGCUCAGAGGGUUGACCACCAAAAACGUUGCUGCACUAUGAUGAGGGUACAUCUGGAUGACAAAACGAUCGACAGGUGUGACACCAUUGAGUAACCUCAGGAAAUGUGGGUUGAAAUUUGGUUUUGUGGUGUCAGUUUGAAGGAGUGGGUUGAUGGGCUGUGGGCUGAAGAACAGCCAGGCGGGCCAAGUCCGGGUGGUGUCUCCUGGUUCUCAUGUUGACGGGGUAGGGCCUGGGCCUUGAGGUUCCUGGAACCAGGGCCAUUUGAGCGGGUGAAAUUAAAUCUAGCGAAGACUACUGACCAGCUGGCUUGCCGUGGAUUCGGAGGUAUUGUCGAUUCUUGUGGUGCUUCAGUGCUGCAACUCCUUACGAAGGGAGACCCACAGGUGGAGUAAAUCAGCUGAUUGAACUCCUGAGAUGAGCGGCCAAAGGGUGGAGCGGCCCAGGAUCGUGACAGAAACCAGCUUUUGGGACUGAAAAGGUUGCCGUUUUCCUGCUCAGCGGUGAAACGACUCAAAUGUCCAAAGAGUGUCCCUUAUAUGUACCGUCAUCCUGACAAAGACUUGAGACUAAAAGGCGGGAAUCUGCAGCACUGCUGUUGAGAGAAAAGUUACGAUUGAGCCAUUUUUGGAAAGAAGAAAGUCUGUAGAUUGUCUUUAUUAUUGAAUUCUGAGAAAAGCAAAGGCAUUCCCUGAAAGAACUGAAGCAGUUUCCCUUCAAAAUCCUCUUCAGCUGUAGAGUCUGGAUUCUUCCUGUGAGGCACUGAUCCCCCUGAAGACCCUAAACCCCGGGACGGUUUUCCUUCACUUCCAUCUAAAAUCAUUUGUGGCUCUGGUUGAAUAGUAGUUUUAACUGAUUAAAUGUUGCCUGUGAGCCUCAGAAUUCCCGCCAAAUAGAUCUAAUGCCGGGAGAGGGUGAGGCGUGUGCGCCUUGUCCCGCGUGGGCCACCGUACCAAAACACGGAAGUGAUGACAGGAUCCCACCGACCGCGGCUCGUUACGAUGAAGAAGAACCUUUUGGUUGUGUUCUGCUCCAGUCUGAGGUUCCGCUACUCUUUGUGAGCCUGUUCGGAAGCUCGUCAGCGGCGGGGAAAUGGUUCCGAACAUGUUUCGAACCGGGUUCGCGGUCCGAGCGGCGCACACCUUGUUGACGUGGGUCAUAACGGUCACGCUGUUCCUGCACAACACCGAUCUGCGUCGGUGUGAGGAGCGAGGGGAGCUGCUGCCGCCGGCGCUGUUCUUCCUGCUGGUCGUGGUCUCCGUGAUCCUGUACUUCACCGUCUCCUUGAUGGAUCCUGGAUUUGUUCCCGGCGACUCUGAGAAGGGCUCUGAGGCCUCGGAUGAAGAAUCGGAGGCGAUGAUUCCUCGGCCGUUGGCCCCUCAGCUGCGGCGCUGCGGUUUCUGUCGGCUGCAGCCAAUGAGAGCCAAGCACUGCAGGACGUGCAGGCGCUGCGUGCGGCGCUUCGACCACCACUGCCCGUGGCUGGAGAACUGCGUGGGGGAGAGGAACCACCGCUGGUUCGUGGUGUACCUGCUGGUGCAGCUGCUGGCGCUGCUGUGGGCUCUGCGCACGGCUCUGUCGGGCCUUUCUCCCGGUCCAACGUGGCAGCAGUGGCUCUGGGUGAACGGGUUCCUGCUGGCCGCGCUCGCCGUGGUGGGGGUCUUCUCUGUGGUGGUGGGGCUGCUGCUGGGCUGCCACCUCUACCUGGUCUCCAUCAACUCCACCACCUGGGAGUUCAUGUCCCGCCACAGGAUCCUGUACCUGAAGGACUGCAGGGAGGAGGACAACCCGUUCGACCGCGGCUCUGUCUGCAACCUGUGGGACUUCUUCUGCAGCUGCAGGACGGUGAUGUGGGAGCAGGUCUACCAGAGAAGCACCGCAGAUCCCGUCUGAGCUCGAGUGGCAGCUGGAGACGCAGUGACGGAGCCUCUGACCACAGAGGAAGAACGUCCUAGACUACAGCCGGGACUGUUUAAUAAAGGCCUGUAUUUACAUGGAGGAGAGACGUGCGUCUGCACAGCGUCACGCUGAACCCAACGACGCCCAAUACUCAUCGGUUUGAGCGGGCGGCGUGACGUCUGCAGGAGGACGUUUGCCAAAAGUCUCUGAUGGGGAAUUGGGAAGAAAGGAUCAGAUGUUGUGGUUUGGUGGAGACCCCCAUGUGGGGGGGAGGAGGGUCCUGAGGAGCUGCAGGUCUACUGAUGAAAAUAACACCGCUUUUGCUGCAGGCCAUUGUUUAUUGACAGCAGAAUGAGGUACAGACCGACGCUCACAGAAACACACAGCUAGCAUGUUCAGCAGCACAAAGCGGGUCAGCAGGUGGCGCUGUCACACCCACGGCGUUGGGUAAAGCAGGCGGAGCUCAGAGACGCGCUGAAGAGGAUGUGCAGAAUAAAGAACCGUCUUACGAAGCAUCAAUCUGCAAACCCCUUCAGCUGGCCUCAGACAUCCAUCUGGCUGAGUAUAGGAAUAGAAAUCAAUGAAGUCAAUGAAGUCAAUUCAUAGAUUAAUCUAUUAUCAAUUAUCAAUUAACGCUAAUUAAUCAAUUAGCGUUUUGCUGGAAGAACUGAAAAUGUUCUCCAGCUGAUCUGAACAGUCGUGACCAAAGGUUUAGAGAAGGACACAAAUCUUAGUUUCCACAAAGUUUGCCGCUAAACUGCUUUCAGAUCUUUGUUUCCGUUGAUUCUGUGAUGAACUGAAAUAGAAUUCCAAGCCCUUCAUGCGUGUCAACGGCUUCUAUCAGCUAUUCCAUGACAUUUAUGCAGAGACUCAGUGUUUGCAGUCCGACUGACAUGCUGUCAAUCAACUUCUGGGCCAAAUCAUGACUGACAGCAGAAGUUUGUCAGAGUUGGUGGGUUUUUGUUUGUCCAGCCAAGUUCUCAAUGGGAUUCAGAUCUGGGGAGUUUUCAGGCCAUGGACCCAAAAUGUCAAUGUUUUGGUCCCUGAGCCCCUUAGUCCUGACUUUAGCCUCAGGGUCCGGUGCUCCACGGUUCUGGAAGAUGCAUUGUUGGUCACCAAACUGUUGGAUUGUUGGAAGGAGUUGCUGUUGGAGGGUGUUUGGUACCAUUCUGGAUUCAUGGCUGUUCGGUCAACAUUCUCUCCUGAGUUAACGACUGACAUGAUCCCUGAGGUCCUUUAAGGAUAGCAGGUUUUUUUCUGGGAUUAAGCUCAUUUUCAUGGCAAAGAAGGACUUUGCAGUUCAUCUGAUCACUCUUCAGAACAUUCUGGAGUUUAUGCUGAUUGCUAUUAUAAAAACUUGAGCAGCAACAUUGAUGUCGUUCUCAGCACUUUUGGUCAUGACUGUAGACCUGCUGUUCCUGCGACAGAAGAGCUUCUAGUGACAGCUAAGUCCUGGUCUGACGGGGCUCAAAACCUUCAGGAGAGCCUUGGUGAGAAUCCCUGGACACAGAACUGCACCGAUGUUCUGAUGAAGACGUGUAGCGGUCUGCAGGUAGAUGAAGAACGGCACCUAAGGCUCAGAUUCAGGGUUCAGCGAAGAGACGGCGACAGCAGAGCUCAGGAUUGUUCAGCCAAAGAACUCAGGAUGUGAUCCCAGUGGAGAACCACAGCCAGAACUAUUCCUCAGCUGGAGACUGAGCCCAACAGAACCUGCUGUGGUUCUGAGGAGCUUUCAGAGCAUCUUUGUUCAGGUGUCGCUCUGCAUCAAACUACAGACCAUGGCUGAUUUUUCUGAGAGAACAGCUGAGCGGGAACCACGAGUCCAACGACCCGAAGCUGUUCGGCCCAAAGCCAGCUCUGAAAACCGAGGAAAAACGCAGGAGUUCCUCUGAGGAUCCUUUGGGGCAGCGGUCCCCAACCGGUUUGACGUCUGGCAAAUUCUCACGGACCGCAUGUUAUAUGCAUGUUAAAUGCAUGUUAUAUGUAUGUUAUGUGUAUGUUAUAUGCAUGUUAUAUGUAUGUUAUAUGCAUGUUAUAUGUGGCGGACACACGCUGCAGCAACGCUGCAAUAAAGGCAGAGACACGUGAUUUUA
Oryzias latipes (Japanese medaka) is the source of this 4106-nucleotide messenger RNA. RefSeq names its product palmitoyltransferase ZDHHC12-A. Gene Ontology annotation, cellular component: Golgi apparatus; endoplasmic reticulum. The record is from RefSeq and is a predicted model, not a curated record. Gene Ontology annotation, biological process: peptidyl-L-cysteine S-palmitoylation; protein targeting to membrane. Gene Ontology annotation, molecular function: protein-cysteine S-palmitoyltransferase activity. Lineage: Eukaryota; Metazoa; Chordata; Actinopteri; Beloniformes; Adrianichthyidae.